This is a messenger RNA of Ctenopharyngodon idella (grass carp), 7920 nucleotides long. RefSeq names its product ADAM metallopeptidase domain 11 (gene adam11). The record is from RefSeq and is a predicted model, not a curated record. Gene Ontology annotation, biological process: proteolysis. Gene Ontology annotation, molecular function: metalloendopeptidase activity. The transcript is spliced from 27 exons. Bases 284 to 2611 code for a protein of 775 amino acids. Lineage: Eukaryota; Metazoa; Chordata; Actinopteri; Cypriniformes; Xenocyprididae.
GAAGAGAGGAGAGUGGGAGGAGGUGCGGGUGGGAGUCCCGCAUAAGGAGCGUUUCAAUCCCAACAUGAAUUCCACCCGCAAUCUCUGACCGACAACACACGAGCGAUAUAAGCAGACAUCACGGACACUUUUCUAAAGUCUUUCCCAUCAGCAUCGUCUUGUUUUCCACGGAUGCACUUAACGUCUUCCUCGUGACUUCAACAUCGCCGCGGAACGAGAUGAGGCGGUAAAUGUCGCGUUUCGCAUCUUUUCGCUCGGGUUGAAGCCGCAGGAGUAUGUGAUCAUGUUGGCGACGCGCUGCCUCCUCCUGUGGGCUGCGGUCAACGCGCGACUCGCCGUGACAGGCUGGGGCAGCAGCAUCAAACGGGACGGAGCGGAACGGGGACGCGAGCAGAACGCGUAUGCAGAGGAGCUCACGGAGCCUCAGCGCCUGCUGCAGCGGACUGACGCGGAGGAGGAGCUGCCGCACGGGCACUUGGGUAGCCUAGUAAAGAGUGAUGCUGAUGGAGCGCAUCCCAUUCAUUUGGCUCAGAUCUCAUUCCUGGUGAAGGCCUUUGGAAUCCAGUUUGUUCUAGACCUGGAGCUCAAUCACGAUCUCUUGUCGUCUAACUAUGUUGAACGCCACUUCAAUGAGGAUGGGCGACCUUUUCAGAGUCUGGGAGGAGAGCACUGUUACUAUCACGGUCACAUGAGAGGAGUUCAGAGGUCAUGGGCAGCUCUCUCCACCUGUCAUGGCCUACAAGGGAUGUUCUCAGAUGGCAACUUUUCUUACAGCAUCGAGCCCGUGCACAACAACAGCGAUCAGGGUUCAAAUACUCAUGUUGUAUACAGAAUGGCAGACAUUCGGCUGACGCCACAUUCCUCAGGAAGCACCAGGAACAGCAGUGACUCUGACAUUAACAAUGACUUUCCCGUUUCUAUAGAGACGAAUGAGCCGGAGCUCACAGAUGGGCUGAGACGGGCAAAAAGACAGGUUCGGAGGGGUCCACGUACAGUUCAGAGUGAAACAAAGUAUGUAGAGUUACUAGUGGUCAAUGAUUACGAACUGUUUGUACAGAUGCGAAGAUCGGCCCCUCAGACGAGAAACUUUGCCAAAGCUGUAGUGAACAUGGCUGAUGCUAUUUACAAGGAGCAGCUGAACACUAGAAUAGUGCUUGUCGCCAUGGAGACAUGGUCAACUCAGAACAUGGUUUCUGUUGGCGACGACCCUUUGGUGACUCUCCGUGACUUUAUGAAAUACAGGAAGGAGAAUAUCAAAGAGAAGAGUGAUGCAGCUCACUUGCUCUCGGGACGCACAUUUCAGAGCAGUCGCAGUGGCACUGCCUACAUCGAGGGUAUCUGCUCGCCAACACGAGGAGGAGGAGUCAAUGAGUAUGGAAAUGUGGGACCUAUGGCUAUCACCUUGUGUCAGAGUUUAGGACAGAACCUUGGAAUGAUGUGGAACAAAGACCGUGCUACUGCAGGAGACUGUAGAUGUCCAGAUCCGUGGUUAGGCUGCAUUAUGGAGGAUACUGGAUACUAUCUACCCAGAAAGUUUUCACGAUGCAGUAUAGAGGAGUACAUUCAGUUCCUCCAGCAAGGAGGAGGGAGCUGCCUCUUCAAUAAACCUAACAAGCUGUUGGAUCCUCCUGAAUGUGGCAAUGGUUUUGUGGAACAGGGAGAAGAAUGUGACUGUGGCUCUCAAGUGGAUUGCUCUCGUGCUGGGGGUGCAUGCUGUAAAAAAUGCACUUUGACUCAUGAUGCAAUGUGUAGCAAUGGACUCUGUUGUAGCCGUUGCAAGUAUGAGCAGAGAGGAGUGGUCUGCAGGGAUGCAGUGAAUGACUGUGAUGUACCGGAAACAUGCACUGGCGAUUCGAGUAAAUGUCCUCAUAAUGUCCACAAACUGGAUGGUUACAUGUGCAAUGCUGGACUGGGCCGCUGCUAUGGGGGCCGCUGUAAGACAAGGGAUGCCCAGUGUCAGGCGCUCUGGGGCCACAACGCAGCAGAUCGCAUGUGUUAUGAGAAGCUGAACAUCGAGGGUACGGAGCGUGGCAACUGUGGUCAGGACAGCAGCUCGCGCAGCUGGAUUCAGUGCAAUAAACAGGAUGUAUUGUGCGGAUUUUUAUUGUGCACUAAUAUCACGGUGAAACCACGGUAUGGAGACUUACAUGGUGAAGUCACAAGUCUGACCAUCUACCACCAGAACAAGUACCUGGAUUGUCGUGGGGGUCAUGCAGUGUUAGAGGACGGCACUGAUCUCGGGUACGUAGAGGACGGCACACCGUGUGGUCCAAAUAUGAUGUGCCUGGACCACCGCUGUCUGCAGGUCACAACCUUCAACCUGUCAUCCUGUCCCGGUUCGUCCUUCUCACAAGUGUGCUCUGAUCAUGGGACGUGCAGUAAUGAGGUGAAGUGUAUCUGUGACUCCAACUACACUGGGAAGGACUGCAGUGUGUAUGAUCCCAUUCCGGACCCCCAACCUCCAGACGGUCCUGAGAAGUACAAAGGUCCGAGUGGUACAAACAUCAUCAUUGGUUCCAUAGCAGGAGCAAUACUGCUGGCAGCUAUAGUACUGGGAGGAACAGGCUGGGGCUUCAAAAAUAUCAGAAGAGGAAGAUCUGGAGGGGGAUAAAGCAUGUCAUCUGCUCUCCUGUGCUUCUGCACUGUAUUCUUUUAUCUUUGAGGGAAACAGAAGAAACUACCGAUGUCUUCCACUCUCUCACCAAACUCCAGUGUCACUCUCUCCUGUCUUUCCUACUUCCUGUUACUGCCUGUCACCUGUUGCCUCGAAACACUCCAGUACAUACCAUGGUAACAUUCUUAAACUGAUUUCAAUUUCGAAGAUGUUACUUAUUAGUAAUCAGUUUUUGUCUUUUAAACCUAGCACAGAAAAUGAAAAAGUCCUCAUUUACUCACCCUCAUGUCGAACCCAUAUGACUUUUUCUUUCAUGGAGCACAAAAUGAGAUGUUGAGCAGAAGGUUCACAUUGUUGAGUUCCGGAAAAGGACCAAAAACCACCAUAAAGAUAGUCAAUCUGGCUUGUGCGCUAUAUGCAGAUAUAUUACUGCAUAUUCAAACAUGGCGCAUCACUUCAGGUAAAUAGUCAGAAUUUUCAGUUCCUUAUUUUUUCCAAAAAAACUUAAUAUAUUUUCAAAAAUGUUAUUAAUAUUAUUACAAAAUUGAUUUACUAUAGUGGUCCUAAUCAGAGAGCUGCCACCUUAAUCGAAACAGACACCAAGAUCACUAUGCAUGAUCACUUUAAACUAUUUUUCUUUUUAAAUACUAAUAAUUUAUGGCCUGAGAAGCCGAGACUUUUUAAGUCCCCUUUGUUCCAUGCAGAUAAACAGACUCUUCCCCACACAUUUUGGAGAAAAUCUCUCAGAAUACUUAUGGAUUUCCCAGUAGAAAUCUAAAAACAAUGUAUCUCUUGAAAUGGAAUGUCUGCUAGCAUUCCAUGUUUACCCUCAUACUAGUCUGAUAUCUAUAAUCUUGCUGCUUUUACUAUCAUCCAUAUAGUUAAAAAACUUGCAUAACCAUAUGAAUGUACUUUUAUGUAACAAAAAAUAAGGCAUUGCUUGUAUGUGUUUAAUGUAGUUUAUACUUUUCAUAAGCACAUAGCUGAGUGAGGCAAGGCCAGGUAAUUUUAGUAAAAUAUGUAUAAUUUGUAAAUCUUAUAAGAGGAACACUGUUUGAAUGCACUGAGCUGAGGAUACAUAUGUAUGUAUAUAAUGUAAAUUACAGCACUAUUUUGCCCUUUGACUGUAAAAAUAACACUGUCAGAUAUAAGCACAAAUACAUUUUGGGGAUCGAGAAUGAAACAUGAUGUAUACAGACUGAUAUACUGUAUACAGUCGUCACUAAUGGGCAAAACCACAAUAUUCAAAGUCACAUUUUUUAAUCAUUUUUAUGUUACAACAAUCUUGUCCAGUAAAGGUGCACUAAGUGACUUUGUCUUUCUGUUCUGCUGGCUGAUGUCACAGAGCUCUCAGACUUUAUACUGACACCUAUCUGUGUGGAUCAAGGCUAUCACCAUUUUAUAUUUUCAGAUUAUUUACUUUAAAAAAAUAAUAAUAAUAAUAAUUAGUUAGUUAUAGUUUUAAUAGUUUAUAGAUAAAUGUAUUUUAGUUUAGUUUUUUUAUUUUAUGGACAUACAGUACUUCUCUUUCAAACAUUCAGAAAUAAGCAAGACUUUAGAGCAAAGAAGCAUUUGUAUUUUACAAUAAAUCAUACAAAACAACAUAUCAGCUCCAUGCUGUUUAUUGAUUCUCGUGCACAGCCAGCAGAAAACAAGACACCCACUAAGGCGGCAGUUCGUUUACACACAAAAGGUGCAGUCAGACUGGGUCAUUUCUACGCUGUUGUACAUUUUCAUGUCGCCAUUAUGUAUGUAAUGAAAUAUCAAACUCACAAAUUGUACAGAUGGACAUUACAUUAGUUUUCUUUGAUCAUUUUCCAUCCUGUUAGACUUUUGUAAUAUUACUUUAAUGAACAAAAUCCAGUUCUUAAAUGACAUCAUCCUUCAAGACGUUUUGGUGGAAAAAUAGCAGUAUUAGCAAUGGAUUUGAUGAUACAAUGUUCUGCACUCUUAGAAAAAAGGUUCAGUGGGGUUCUGUUAUUCUUGACUGAAUUUUAAAUACACUGUAACAAGGUGCCCUUGUUACAGUGUUAUUACAAAUAUGUACUGAGUAAUAUUAAUUAACAACAUGUACUUACUAUAUAAUUAGAAUUAGAGUUUGGUUUAAGGUUAGUUGCUUGUAAUUAUGUAUAAUAUAAUGUUAUUACUAUAGUAGGUACAUGUAAGAUAUGUAACAAAGACACUAAAAUAAAGUGUUACAGAAUGCUUUAUGCCAAAAAGGUUCUAUAUAAGGAGAAAUGUCUUCAAUGAUUGCUGAAUACUUUCAUGUUUAACAAGUUAUUUCAUUUUUUUUUCUACUGUUUACAAGCUGCUUAAUUCUUAAAAGUGAAUUAAAACAAAAUUUAUUAAAACUAAUUAAAUUAAAACGCCUGACAGAACCCUUUAAAGUCCCCCUGUAGUCAAUAAUUUUAUCCCUUAAAACUCAUGUUUGAUCACAAAUUACAUAUUUAAAUGUUUUUUAAUUUUUUAUUCAUGUCUUAAAAUAGCUUGAAUGAAACUACACCCUUGCCUCUUUUACUAUAUGCGGAUCAAUGAAUAUGCAAAUUAGCCUCCACUCACACAAGCUCCGAGAUCCACUCGGUCAACUUACUGAGGUAAACGCUGCACAAUGGUAUCGCUUUUUACAACGCCGGACACAUAACAAUAAUUAAGAUGGUUAGCAUAUUGCUUGACUAUAUUAUCAAACAGCUAAUAAUGUGUUGCUAAUGUUACACAUGUUCCCGUUCGCUAGUCAGACAGCUGUCCUCUAAAAAUCAGUAUCCUUAGAAACGCUUUGAACACCUUAGAACAUCAGUGGAGAAAAGCAUAUUCAUCAUAACAUUGUAAUAUACAUCAUUCACCCGCUAUAUUGCUAAAUCUACCCAAUUUUUCAUGUUAACAGAAAAAUACUGGGAUAACCUUCUCUUGAGACUCCCCUUCUUUAGAUCGGUUAUAGUUAAUGAUAUGCUAAAGCCUGCCGGCACGAUGACGUGAUUGGUUACAAGGUAGUUUGUGAUGUCACAAACACCAGCGAUUUCAAACCGCGUUUUUGAAGCUGUUUUUAGAUCGAAGAGAAAAUACUCAGCAAUGGUGUUGACUUAUGAAUUUGCACAUGGUUUGUCUUAAAGCAAAUUAAAAACACUACAUACACAUAUAAGCAAUGUUAAAAACUUUUCCCCACGGGGGGGGGGCUCUAAGGUUCUAUAUAGAACCUUUUCUUCUAAGAGUGUGUUGUUUGCUGGUUUAUCUUAAAUUUUCAUCCUGAUUGAUUAAAUUUGAAAUCUGUAUGAUAAGAUCCAAUAUAUGCUAUAUAUAUAUAUAUAUAUAUAUAUAUAUAUAUAUAUAUAUAUAUAUAUAUAUAUAACUUUUUGACACCCAUUGUCUCUCUUGGCUAAGCCAAGAACUUUAACUUUAUUUCUAACCUGUUAGGCAUGAUGGAGACCUGUUCAUGAUUAUUGUGUAAAUAAUCAAGCUUUGCUGAAUAAUGUUUAAGAGACUAAGAUGGAUCAGAACAUAUUUCUAGAAGAGUCUAAUAUACCUUAUUAUAGAAUUACUUCUUUAAAUUACAACUUAAGCAUUUUUAAACUUUUAAAAAUGAAUAAAAGUACUGAAGUUACUGAGAUGAAGUCAGUAGUACACAGUGGAUACUUAACAGUGAUCACAGAAAUUUGGGUGCUUUUCCAUACAAACAUGCUUACAAAUAUUGUCUCAUCUUAAUCAUUUAAAAAGUAUCCAUGCAAGCUUUUGUUUUAGUAGAAUCAAGUAAUGUUUAAUUAGCAAUAUUUAUUUCUUCAGUCAAAAUUAUGUUUUGUCGUAUUUUCCCGUGCCUUCAAAAAUACUUCAGAAAAGUUACAUUCACCAAUGAUCAGCCUGUUCCAAAAGUUACUAGUGGUCAUGUGUAAUGUUAUCAAACACAGUACAGCCAAAAAUCAGACCUGAACAUGCAGUAUUAGCAAACUUUAAAUUACAGACGUUUAAAUGUCUUUAAUUCUCUGAUAAUGUAAAUAUAUUGGGUCCUUUAAAAACACAAUCACACAAUAAUCACACAUCUACACCAAAUAUAGAGCAAUGUGCAAGAUUCCAAAGAAUGACACUUUUUUUUUUUUGAUUUUGGGGUUAAAUGUUGUACAUCUUGAGCCACGUUUUCAGCCAAUUGAUAGUUUGGGUUGCAUGUUUUUGGACCACUAAAGAACCUCUGUUAACAAACCAUCAACUUGAUAGAUGCUGAGAGGAAUUAUUAAGGACAAUCUGUUAACAUAGCUGAUAACAUAUUUGUAAUAUAUUGCCUUCAGUCACAUUCCAACGUUCCAUUCAAAUCACUGUGUAUUUCAUUCACUGAGUUCCAGUGUUUUAGCCGUUUUCUCCUUGAGUGUGGAUUUUAAACUAUACAUUUCUAUAGGGUUAUUAUGGAAAUAUUAUACUUUGUAAUAAAUUUCAAACAAUCUGAUUUAUAGAUUGAAUGACAUAUAAGUAAUAUCAGGUUCAGCUAGCUCACUGCAAAUAAGAAUUUUCCUCAAUGAUGCAACACUAUCUAAUUUCCAGUGGUUUGUAAUUAACAUCUCAAUAACAUCAAUUAGCACUGUGGUAGAAAAAAACAUCCCAGAAAAAUGUAACAGCAAUUUUCUUCUUUCCAUGACUUGCUUGAUGAUUUGUUGUAUUACCAAGAACAGCCUGCCAGCAAAUUAAAGCUUGUUUUUAAAAAUGUUUCUGUCACUAAUGUUUGGGGAGAGAAUUUCUCAGAAUGUAAACGACGACAUUAAUGCCAACAGCAACAGAGCAGAACACUGUUUCUUUUACGUAUAUUAUUAUUGUCUGUAUGCAAAGGUCUAAAUGUAUUUGUAACACAAAAAAAACCUACAAAUGUACUAGACAAUUUUUGUCAUGAUUUGUCAAAUUUCACAAAUACAAGUAUCUACUGUGCAUCAAUAUGUAGUUAAAAAAAACUUCGAAAGUAUUCAAGAGUAGCAAUGUUUUAUUGUAUAUUUGUGUAUAACAACUGCCAUAAAAAACAUAAGGAUUCCUGGAGAAAUGUCUUCCGGGGUGUGAGACUGUAUGUAAAUUUUGUAAUAGCUCACCUGAAGCUUAAACUAACUGAAUGGAGGAGAGGUAGAUACAUUACUGAUUUUGUCCUCUCAAUUGCCAUAUAAAAAUAGAUUCUACUCAGCAUGCGUGUGAGUGAAAUGUUGAAAACAACUAAUUUCUGUUCUUUUUCUCAGAGACGAGAUGCAAUGUAAUUCUUUUUUUAAUCUUAAAAAAAAAAAAAACACUGGGAAUGUUGACGAGACUUGCAAGUUACGAAGCUUAAAUAAAUAAAGACUUGAACAUUU